This is a messenger RNA of Phyllopteryx taeniolatus (common seadragon), 2200 nucleotides long. RefSeq names its product riboflavin kinase (gene rfk). Gene Ontology annotation, cellular component: mitochondrion. Gene Ontology annotation, biological process: riboflavin biosynthetic process; FMN biosynthetic process. The transcript is spliced from 4 exons. NCBI's taxonomy places the organism in Eukaryota, Metazoa, Chordata, Actinopteri, Syngnathiformes, Syngnathidae. Gene Ontology annotation, molecular function: riboflavin kinase activity. The coding region runs from base 447 to 965 and encodes 172 amino acids. The record is from RefSeq and is a predicted model, not a curated record.
AACUGGAUUGACGUUCGACGUGAACAUGUUCCGGGCUUCUCGGCUACAAGCUUAGUGGUGGCGUCCGUCUUGCCGUCAGACUGGACCUCGCUGAACAACGGAACACCGACACAAGCGCCUUGACUCCGGGAACUCGUCGGAACCAAACCCCGCUGUUUUGAAACUCCAUUUUUUUUUUUUUUUUUUUUCUUUAUUGUCGUUUGCGCUAAUGCUAACUACGCUAGCUAGUAUAGCAGGUGAACUUGCCCCCUUCCCGCUUUGACCCGAUACUCGUCGCGCGACUCUUCAUUUACACCCAGCCGUAGAUAACAAACUACAUUCGGACUCUUUCAGUGUCUCUCUCGGUUGGGUUUGGCCGUGUCGGGCCUUCUUUUGGGCUUGUUGCCGGCUUGUGGCGUUCGAGGUCACCCGCGCACUCCGGCUCUUUAUCAAACCUCCUGGUGGGAAUGAAGAGCCUGCCGUAUUUCUGUCGGGGAGAGGUCAACCGAGGCUUCGGGAGAGGCAGCAAAGAACUGGGGAUUCCGACAGCCAACUUCCCCGACUGCGUGGUGGAGCAACUCCCGGCCGACAUCAGCACGGGCAUCUACUACGGCUGGGCCUGCGUGGGCAACGGCGACGUACACAAGAUGGUGAUGAGCAUCGGCUGGAACCCGUACUACAAGAACACCAAGAAGUCAAUGGAGACUCAUGUGAUCCACAAGUUCAAAGAGGACUUCUACGGCGACACCCUCAGCGUGGUCAUGGUGGGAUAUAUCCGUCCGGAGAGAAGCUACGAAUCGCUCGAGGCGCUGAUCGCUGCCAUCAACAGCGACAUCGCCGAAGCCAAGGUCCAGCUGGAGCGGCCCGAGCACAUCAAGCUGCGGGACGACAACUUUUUCACUAGCCAUUCCUCUUCCUCCUCCUCCUCCUCUUCUUCUUCGGGGGCCUCCUCCUCUUCCUCACAGACGAUCGUCAACGGACACUGACGCCAAGCGCAGGAGACGGCCUCACUGCGGCCAUGGUGACCCCUGGGUGAAACGUCAUCCUUUAUUUUGUUUUGUAUUGUUUCGGUCGAACCGUCUUCAUACUCUCACACACACACACACACACACACGUUUCCAAGUACACACGCUAACACACAUACAGUAAGCCAGUUUGUGUGUGUCACAUGACACCAAAAGAUUGAAAUGCCACAAGCAGGCCGACACUGCGUUUUUACUUCAUUCAUUUGUUUUUCAAAAUAAUACCGAGUCUAGUCUAAUGGUGGGCGUUCAAAGGGUACUGUUUUACUCGUCAUCCGUUUUGUUUGGGCCUUAUUGUCGAACAUUUAAAUUAUUACAACAAUCGUCUUGUCAAAUUACCACUUUUCAUGUCACAUUUUGUUAUUUAUUAGUAUGAAAUACAAAUGUUACAACUUUAUUCUUGUAAAACUGCAAAUUUAGUUUCACUCUAUUCCUUUUUUUUUGUCAUAAAACACAUUUAGGCAUAAAAUGACCAAUGUGUUCUCGUAAAGUCUUUCACUGACGACUUCUGAAAAUAUGACAUUGGAUUUUUUCUUCAAACUACGACUCUAUUAACAAAAAUGACCUUUUUUCGCACAGUUACUUAAUGACAACUUUUUUUCAUGAAACUGGAGCUUUUGUAAAAUUACAUUUUCCUCCCCAUACAACUCUUUAUGUAAAAAUUACAGAUUUCUUUUGUACUGUAUGAAUAUAUUGACUUAUGUUUUUGCUUGCAAAGCUAAAUAUCUUCCAUGCCCUCCUCCCAAAAAUGUUACUUUGUAAAGUUAAAUGCAAAACAAAACAAAUUCACAUCUAUUAAUGACUUUUGUUCUUUUUCGCAUAAAAAUUUAAAUGGUUUCUCUCACAUUUUUUUCCCCUCAUGUACAAAAUUACAGUGGUUCCACGCAUACUCACGAUUCGGCACAUGUGGACUCACCUAUGCUCAGAUUUUUUUUUCAAUUAUUUUUUUUCGGGGUGGAAACUGACUCCAAAAAUGCCUGUUGGUGGAUCAUCUCUGCUUCAAGAUUUACUUGGGUUAAUGUUUUAUUUCUUUUCCUACUGCAAUUAUAAUCGGCGUCAGUUAUCUGUGGAUUUUUGCUAUUCACGGUCUAACUUUUCACAGUUUGAUUUUCACUCUCCCCACAUAUUUUGUUGUGUAACAUUAAAACUGUUCGCUUAAUUGCUUUCUUCAUAUUUUUUUUCUGCACAAAAAUUUAUUU